CAACCGCCAACAACGGCGACGGCGCUAUCAAUCCUCGACCUAGGCCCCCUGCUUGUGUCGCGUGGUUCCCCUCCACCUCUGGACCUCUUCAUCAAGCAAUUGAAGUAGGUGUGCUCCAGAUAGUCAUCCUCCCAGCCCUUGCAUCCCCACAGUGACAGCGCGUAUCUCUGCAAUCAUGUCAAGGUGGAAUGAGCUCUUCAAUUCCGAGGGGCACGAAGGGCGAAUCAGGCUGGAAGACGGUGCCAAUUCGCUCUUGCCCACACGUCGCGAGCACGUACACCCACCACCGAUCGAUCCCAAAGAAGUCACCAAGAUCUGCCUGCGCCUGAAGCACCAGAUCGAGCAAGUUAUUCCCUACGAAAUCGAAGAAGAGAAGGUUACCAAGGCGAACAGUCCCAUUAUCACACAAGCUGUGCUGGACACGGCGAACAAAGCGGGCGGGGAGGACAAGACGGCAUGUGUUGUAUACUGCCUCCUGAUCGUCAAGAAAUGGUUCAAGAAACAAGCCAACGCCGAGCUGUGGGAUGCUGACCUGCAUGAUGUACGCGCCAUUGCUGCCGAGAUGAUGGCCAAGCGUAUCAUCGAAGCCGAAGAGGACAUGGACUACCUCAUGGAAGAGGUUCUGCUUAAGCGGUACGCCACCCUCGUCGAUGGCGAGCCUACCGAACCCGCCAAUGCCGUCGAGAAGGCCGUCGAUCUACAUGCUGUAACUGUCAUCGGUUCUUCUGGAUACCAGAAGUGCAUAUCCUACCUCUGGCGCGGCUGGAUCGUUCAGGAUGACGAGGAUCCGACCCGCUUUGUCCAGUAUGAGAACAAGACAAACACGAAUCUUUGGGCUCAUCUUGACCCGGAUCGCAUGCGUGUCCCACGUUACCAGAACUGGGUGCAGAUCACCUUUUCCCUGAUCUUCUUGGGCCUGUACACCGGUGCGAUCAACACCAUCAACGCAGAUGCUGACCUGGAUAUCGUCGAGGGUUUGCUUUACAUAUUUACGCUCGGCUUCAUUUGCGACGAGGUCAACAAAUUCUGGAAGGUCGGCCGCUUCUACAUCUCCUUCUGGAACAUGUUCAACAGCGCGUUGUAUGCUCUCCUCACAGUGUCCUUCAUCUUCCGCAUGGUAGCGAUCAGCCACAGCCCCGAUGAGAACAACGAGAAGGACAACCCGCGCAGAAAGUUCAACGAGCUUGGCUACAACUUCCUCGCCUUCACGGCGCCGAUGUUCUGGAUGCGUCUGCUGCUCUACCUUGAUACUUUCCGUUUCUUCGGCGCCAUGCUUGUUGUGCUCAAGGUCAUGUUCCGCGAGUCGCUCAUUUUCUUCCUCCUGCUCUUCGUCGUGCUGGUCGGCUUCUUGCAGGCCUUCAUGGGUCUCGACAUCGCCGAAGACCAAGUCAUGGACGACAUCGGCUUCGUCAUGCAAGCCAUGCUCAACGCCAUCAUGCAGUCUCCCGAAUUCGAAGGCUUCGACAACUUCGCUCCUCCCUUCGGUCUCAUCCUCUACUACAUCUUCACAUUCGUCGUCAUGGUCAUCCUCCUAAACAUCCUCAUCGCGCUCUACAACUCCGCCUACGAAGACAUAACCGGCAACGCAACCGACGAAUACAUGGCCUUAUUCUCGCAGAAAACAAUGCAAUUCGUCCGCGCCCCCGACGAGAACGUUUUCAUCGCGCCCUUCAACCUAAUCGAGAUGUUAUUCCUCAUCUUACCAUUCGAGUGGUGGAUGGACGACGCGCGCUACGACCACCUGAAUGACUGCGUCAUGGCUGUCCUGUACAGUCCGCUGUUGAUUGUCACCGCGUUUUUGGAACAGAGGGAGGCGAGAGUGGUCAGGAAUAAUAGGAAGCGGGGCGAGGCGGAUGAGGAUGUUACGCAUGAGUGGGAGCAGGUGCUGCAUGAGUGUGAUUUUGAGGCGGAUGGGUGGGAUAAGAAGGUCCAGUCUACUAGGCCAAAUGUGGAAUUCGACACUGCGGUCUUGGAGGUCAAGAAGCUGCAGGAAGAGGUCAAGGAGGUGAAGGAGCUUUUGUUGAAGUUAACGGAGAAGAGUGACGGGUGGGGCAAUGAUACGUUGGGUGGGAGUAAGUUCGAUAAGUUGGGGCAGAGCAGCGGGAGCGUGGACAGGGAAGAGUAGGUUUUGCUUGACGUAAAUGUGGCGAGGUAGUCUGAUGGACGUACGAUAGGCGAGGGAAGAGUGAGUUUGGAGGUACGCAAGCUACAGAGGGGAGUGACUGGCGCUCAGACUGAGCGUGCUGAGAGGGACCUGUGUGCGUAUCGAAAGUGCCUAUAGCGUUGUGUAUGCGUC
This is a messenger RNA of Macroventuria anomochaeta, 2296 nucleotides long. RefSeq lists its product as uncharacterized. Lineage: Eukaryota; Fungi; Ascomycota; Dothideomycetes; Pleosporales; Didymellaceae. The coding region runs from base 176 to 2125 and encodes 649 amino acids. The transcript has 4 exons. The record is from RefSeq and is a predicted model, not a curated record.